Molecule: messenger RNA, 3608 nt
Organism: Paramuricea clavata
Lineage: Eukaryota; Metazoa; Cnidaria; Anthozoa; Malacalcyonacea; Plexauridae
Source: the annotation of a GenBank genome assembly
CUCCCUAUGAAUUUCAGGCAUGCGGUUAAGCUGAUUUAUACUUCUGUUGUUUUUCAGGCAUCCUUGGCGAAACCCAAUACAUGUAUAUGUUAUAAAGAACCGUUUAUAUAUAUCCACGUGUUUGUGUUAUUUGUUAAACACCUUUCGUUCGCGUGAUUGCGUGAGUAUACCCAUAGCGUGAUUACCCAUAUCCUGUGGUCGAGGUAGACGCACGACAUCGCUUCACUGCUUGCAAGAGGAAUACAGAGGAACCUUGGUUACUGGUGAUUAUAUAAGAGUCGAUUUCCGAAUUCCGUAUAGACCAAUUCCUUGCAGAAUACUAUAGUGCAUUUGCUUUCAGAGUUAUAUACAGAAGUAGAACAACGGUUUAAAGAUAUACAUCGCAGGGAAACAGCUACUAGCCAGCCUUAACGCCUCAUCUUAUCGCAGAAUUUCAGAGGACAUACAAGCAUUUGCUAAGAAGAUCAACAUUUAUAUACUAUAGUAUAGCACUUGAAAGAUAAUCUUCUGUCAAAUCUGAAAUAACCUACAGCCAGACUGGAACUUGUGACAUAUACUGUAUACGAUACUGGUCGCAGAACAGAGGUAUACAUGCACAAAACUAGACUUUGGUAACACUCCCAGUACGUGAUAAAAAGAAUACCAAAAGGAGAAAUUGACUGGAAUAGCUGACUUCAAAUCCAAGUCAAAGGUUACAUAUAUAGCCAGGUAUAUUGACAUAUCAAAGGUAUAUAUAUAUAUUGAUAAAUCAAGUUGAACUUUAAAAAAAUCGACAAUUAAAAAAGGUGCUGAAAAUUCCUCAAGAGAGAAAAGCUGCUGAAGUUUUCAAGAGUUUCGAGUUCAACCAACCAUCAAAAUACUAUCACAAUACCAUCAACCAUGGCAAUUUCUAUUAUCGUUCAAAAACUUCGCGAAUUCGUUCUAUUUCUACAAUUAUGCCUUAUUUUUGUGAUCGGCAAUACCCUACUCCGUUUGUCCUUCGCAAAGAGGAUCACCGUGGCGAUCAUGCACAAGGCCGCCGGGGUCACAUUGCCUGAACAUAUGUACUGGAAUUCUCUGUUUACACAAGCUAUGAUGAAAGCCCUCUGGGACCACCACAGAUUGGACAUGAGAAGAACUGCACGGUAUGGUGAAAAAGCUCCUGAUCCACUCCUUGUUGAUCCCAGCACAGGGGAAGAGAAGCAGUUAUUAAAAGCCGUUGAUGUCCAGAGAUUACAAGUACUGGCUUUCGGCAGUUAUUCCUGUCCCGUGUUUCGAUUGAAGUUCAAGGAACUGCAGUCAUUAGCAAAGGAGUUUCACAGUGUGGCUGAUUUCUCCGUGAUAUAUAUUAAUGAGGCACACCCAUCUGACGGCUGGGCGUUUAAGGUAAGAUUUUAUACUCAUCUUAAGGGGUAGACCGUUGGAAAAGUGAGGAGGGGGCGGCAUUUUCAGCUUUUCGGCCGUUUGCCUGUGCUGGUAUUUUUGCACAGUGGUUGCUACAUGUGCCUGUCUCUUUUUUAGUUGGGGUUUGAUUCUGAAAAUACGUAGUUGUGUGAUUAUAAUUUCACCUCAAUCCCAUGUGAGAAGACUGUGCUUCCAGUUUGACUCUACCAAACGCUGCACGCUUUCUUGGAGUUGGCCUUAGCAGGAACAAUUUACAACUGACAGAACUAUCCAGUGACAGUAAAGUUAGCUUAUUGUAGUUUUAGUUUAUUUAUACUGGAUACCUCUAUCGUUUCUAGAGAGUAUAAAGACCGUUCGAUAGUUCUUAAACUAUCAAUUCUCAAAUUAAACUUUCAAUCUUUUAUCUUUUGACAGGACGAAAUUGAGAUAGCAAAACAUCAAAGUAUUGAAGAUCGUCUGGAUGCAGCACAGAAAUUCUCUUCUGUCUAUUGCUCGCACACUUCCAUACGAAUGUUUGCAGACUCCAUGAAGAACGAAGCUAGCACGAUGUACGGUGUCAACGCUAUCCGCUUGUACGUGCUAUAUAAUGAGACCGUGGUAUACGAGGGGGGCGUUGGACCUACCUAUUACAACCUCGAUGAAGUGAGACAGGCGAUUGGGAACAGAAAUUCAUCGUAUGUUGUGGUAUGAUGUGUCUUGUCGUGUGGGCAAGAGAUCUACACGUGUAUACCACUAUACUCCCUAUAUACUCCUCGUUAUCCUAACGACUGAAUGACACAACAGAAUCAGUCAGAUGCGUGAAAACGCUAUGAACUUAAUGUACAUUAUUAUACAGAAUCCUUUUCCGGCUGAUAAUUUCAUAGGUCUCCCGAAAAUUACAUAAUGAGACAACGCUAUUGUGAUGUUGCACGUACUUCAUGUAAUACAAAUUAUAGAGGUUUUACUGUACAUUGAAGCAUUGCAUGUCAAAGCAAACUGUAUGGAUUUAUUUUAAAUAAAAGACCUUUUCGGGAGACCUAUGAUAAUUUCAGCAAAAAUAAAACAAAAGUUAUUCCGAAUAAGGAGUGCAUAAUAUUAACACACAAUUUAUUAAAACUGUAUAUUUCGAAUCUAAAUCUGAUUCAUCUUCAGCAGUGUUUUGCAAGAUAUGUCGUUAUAUUACAAGCGUGAGCAAUUUUACAAGAUAUGUCGUUAUAUUGCUGAUAUGUCGCUAGCUUGUUUAAAAUUGCUCACGCUUGUAAUAUAACGACAUAUCUUGCAAAACACUGCUGAAGAUGAAUCAGAUUUAGAUUCGAAAUAUACAGUUUUAAUAAAUUGCGUGUUAAUAUUAUGCACUCCUUAUUCGGAAUAACUUUUGCUUUACAGUUUUAUACAUUCUACAUAUCUCAGUCAUAUCUGAAGUAUAGGUGGGUUUCACUUAAGACUUAUACAAUAGGGGAACACUUGGUGAUCAAUUUUACACAUAUUGCCGUUUAUGCCUUGUGGAAGCAAGUACAUUUCGUUAAAUUACAUAUAUUUGAUACCAAACACAAGAUCAAUACUUGUAAUGAAUAUUGAACUCGAUCCAGUAAAUGUGUUGCCAUUUGAAAUUGACCACCAAGCUCUAAACGUAUCACCUGACUGAAACCCAGCUAUAGUCACAUACAUACAAAGACCUGUAAAGCAUACAGCUAUUUCAAUUAAGGUUGUCCCCCGAGCAAAACGGAAAAGUCAAAUAUGAGCGCGAAAGGCUGCUGCGAAUCGCUAAUAAAUUCGUUCAUUUAUUAGCGAUUCCCAGCAGCCUUUCGCGCUCGUAUUCGACUUUUCCACUUUGCUCGGGGGACAACCUUAAUUGAAAUAGCUGUAUAUCUAGGCAGAUCUUAUGUAAUACAUAUUUAACUUUGAGAGAACCAUUGGGAAUAGAGAAUGGGCGUGGCAUGUACCCAAAAAGUGUAUGCUUCAUAAGUUAUAGCUAUCGAUAUAAUACUAUUCCCAUGGUAAGAAUUUUGAAAACAAUUUCCAGUAUAUAGAGACCCUCUCUUUAUACCAGAACAGCGAGAACACUGUAAUCUCAAAUUGUAUACAAUACACGAGCAGUUUAGAACUGUUCGUGAAUAAGAUUGGAUUAUAUAGCCGUCUGUGUUCAAACAGGCAAUCAAUAAUUUUUUAUGCAUGUUAGAAACAUCAAAAAUGUGCAGAACUGUAUUAUACUGUUAAAUAUCGUAUAAGAUAAUGUGAAUAAAGAC